Messenger RNA from Camelus dromedarius (Arabian camel), 2193 nucleotides. RefSeq names its product apolipoprotein L2. Gene Ontology annotation, cellular component: extracellular region; myosin complex; membrane. Lineage: Eukaryota; Metazoa; Chordata; Mammalia; Artiodactyla; Camelidae. Bases 73 to 1812 code for a protein of 579 amino acids. Gene Ontology annotation, molecular function: cytoskeletal motor activity; lipid binding; ATP binding. The record is from RefSeq and is a predicted model, not a curated record. Gene Ontology annotation, biological process: lipid transport; lipoprotein metabolic process. The transcript is spliced from 7 exons.
CAGCUGAACUCCUUGGAGCAGCUCUGCAUCAGCUGCACCAACGGGAAGCUGCAGCCGCUCUUCAACCACACGAUGUUCGUCCUGGAGCAGGAGGAGUACCAGCUCGAGGGCAUCGAGUGGAGCUUCAUCAGCUUCGGCCUGGACCUGCAGCCCUGCAUCGAGCUCAUCGAGAAGCCGGCAGGCCCCCCUGGCAUCCUGGCCCUGCUGGAUGAGGACUGCUGGUUCCCCAAAGCUAGCUUCCCCAAAGAGCUUCGUGGAGAAAGUGAUGCAGAAGGUGGGCACCCAACGCAAGUUCCAGAAGCCCAAGCAGCUGAAGGACAAAGUUUAUUUCUGCAGCAUGCACUAUGCAGGCAAGGUGAGGAGAGCGCACGCCGACGAAGGUGCUGGCUGGACCAUCUCCAGAGACACAGAGAUGAUUCUAAGACCAUGGUGGGGGCAGGGGCCCAGUAUUCUGGUCUUGUGACUCAGAUAAUGUUCCUGGAGGGGAUAUCCAGCAUUCACGUGACUCCACCACCUUGCAAAGCGUGUCACCAUUUACAUUUUGUUAGAAGCUUGCAGCAGUCAGGUUUAUCGGGGCCAGAGGAGGCUGUGUCUGGUUAUUACACAGACCCACAGCUGCUGACUGGAUCUACCCAGCUGAGAACGUCUGGGUCAGUUCACACUCAGCCAGAGGGAGACUCCUGGCCCUUUCUCGUCCUUCAUCUCCUUCAAGCAGGACAUAUUUACUGGGUACCUACUGCCGUCAGUGAGGAACACACCAUUUCUUGUAUCUUCCAUCCCGCUGCUGGCACCAUGACAUCAGAAACCAACGACGACUGCCCAGAGAACAAAAGCUUUUUUGAUGAUGUCACUGACUAUUUCUGGGACGAAGUGAGCAGGGAUGAACUGCAACUCCUGCUGACUAAAGUUGAAGCCUGGGAGAGUUUUAUGUCUGCGGCUGGUUUAUCCAGGGAAGAGGCAGACGCACUGCGUGAAUACCUGAACAAGCUGAAAGCAGAAUCGGUCCUGAACGACAAAGACACGCUGCAAAAAGAGCAGCUGGAUAGGGAGAGGUUUUUGAGGGAGUUUCCUCGGGUCAAACGAGAGCUUGAGGAAAGCAUAGGAAAGCUCCACGCACUUGCAGACAAGGUGGACAAUGUUCACAGGGACUGCAGCAUCUCCAAGGUGGCGGCCGCCUCUGCUGGUGUUGCGUCUGGCAUCCUGACCUUCCUUGGCCUGGCUCUGGCCCCUGUGACAGCGGGGGUCAGUCUGGCACUCUCGGCAACUGGGUUAGGGCUGGGGGCUGCAUCUGCCGUGACUGGUGUGACCACCAGUGUCGUGGAACAUGUUGUCACGUCAUCAGCUGAAACAGAAGCCAAUGACCUGAUGUCAACUGUCAUCGACAAAGAGGAGGCGGCUGCAGGGGCUCCUGGUAAACGUGCAUCCGAACUUGUUCCCUCAACACAGAAUAUCUUCCAAGCCCUGCAAGGCAUUGGGAAGAACAUCCGUGCCAUCAAAGUGGCCAAAGCCAACCCUCGCUUAGCCGCCCAUGCCAGGGACUUUAUGACCACUGGGGGAGUCUCCCUCCGAAGAAGCAAGCAGGUGAGGAAAGCCUUUGGAGGCACGGCUCUGGCGAUGACCAGAGAGGCCCGCAUCAUGGGUAUGGCCACUGCAGGUGUCACCCUUCUGCUGGAUGUGGCCUCCCUGGUGAAAGACUCACUGCACUUGCAUGAGGGGGCAAAGACGGAGUCGGCUGAGCGGCUAAGGCAGCGGGCCCGGGAGCUGGAGAGCAGGUUGGAGGAGCUCACCCGGAUCUACGAGAGUCUGCAGUAGGGCCCAACCCAGAGCAGUGCAGGGAGCAGGGGCCCGCGCGGGGCCAAGGCACGGAGGUACCUUGUUAGAGGGAAGAAGAGGGUGGGUGAGAUUAAAAAGACAGAAGUCGGGGUUGCCAAGGGGGCAGGUGGUGGGAAGCGACUGGGAUUUCAAAAUGUAGAAUAGAUAAACAAGGUUAUACUGGAUAGCACAGGGAAAUGUAUACAAGAUCCUGUGGUAGCUCACAGUGAAAAAAAAUGUGAGUGAAUAUAUGUAUGUUCAUGUAUAACUGAAAAAUUGUGCUCUACACUGAAACUUGACACAACAUUGUAAAAUGACUAUUACUCAAUAAAAAAUGUUAAAAAAUAAAAAAAUAAAUAAAUGGGGAAAAAAAGACAAAAA